AUGCCUGUGUCUCGAAGUUCUUGUUCAGAGAGUGCUUGGUUGGCACUCGCCCCCGACCCCACCUUCUCAGAUGUUCUUUGUUCUGAUGAUGCUCUUGGUUUGGCUUCCCGAUUCAGUUUUCCUGUUCGGCCUCUAUGGUUCUCCGUUCUGAAGCAGCUAGUUGGGGCUGCAAGUGUGGAGAGAAGCUGCAAAAGCUUGUUGUUGAGAGAAGCUCUCUCCCAGGGUGAGACACUGGAGACAUCCCAGCUACCUGGAUUUCCAACUGCUUCAGAGAAAUGUUCUGUCUCUGACUCCACUACUGUCACAGCAAGUACAGUAGCACCACCUACGUCAUCUUUAUCUACUGACCCUCCAUCUGUCUUGUCGUGGGCCAGAAUUGUUUCACAAGCGCCUAAGAAACCUGUUCUCUGUUCAGCUCCACCAAAGAUAUCUGCACAUAAUGUUUCUCAGAGCAAUGGUGGUGAAACAAAACUGAAAGAGUCAGUUGAGAAACCGAAAAAGAAGAAAAAGAAACAAAAACCAAAGGAACCAAAUGCUGUUCCAAAACCUAAUGAGUCCAAGAUAACUGUGCAGGAGUUACCUCGAUUUGAGGAUGACAAAGAAUUUCCAGAUUUGACAUCUGCAGUAAGCAGUUCUGACAAAGCUAACAAUGCUGGAGAAGAGACGUCAUUUAACAAACCGGUUAGCAGAAAUCAACUGGACACAAAGUCUUUAAGAACUGAAUCAUCAACGAAUGGAGAAUUGGUUAUAAAUAUGACCAACUCCCACCCUAUUGGUGGCAAACUGAUCCCUUUGGACCAAAACCAGAAACCAGUCCAACUGCUAAGAAAAGAAUCCAGUCAUGAACCUGCAUCCAGUAGUCCACAGAAGAAAGCUGUGGAAGCUCCAAAGAAAGGUGGUAAAAAGAGUAAGGUACCCAUGCAGCUAGAUUUUGGUAACAUGCUGGCUGUCCUAGAACAAAAGCAGCAGGAGAAGAAGUCCAAACACACCCCUAAGCCAAUCGUAUUUGCAGUUGGAGGGACAUUUCCAUUAGUUCCCAAAGAACCCACAACAUCGAAAAGACAGCCCCAAGGCUCAAGUCAGGAAAAGAUUAUAUUGAAGGAAAGAGAAGAAAGGAAACAGCGACGCUUGCUAGAGGAAAAGGGAUUGAUCCCAUCAGGUUGCAAUGUAUUGGCUCAAGAGGAUCAAGCAGUUAUUUCGGAUCAGAAUGAGAACCUGGACACACAAAACAGAGCAGCUGAAUUAAAUGGCAAGUCGUUUUAUGACCGUUUUUAG
Chiloscyllium plagiosum (whitespotted bambooshark) is the source of this 1275-nucleotide messenger RNA. The record is from RefSeq and is a predicted model, not a curated record. Lineage: Eukaryota; Metazoa; Chordata; Chondrichthyes; Orectolobiformes; Hemiscylliidae.